AUGACGCCUGAACCGCCGUUUGACUACAGCACUGUUGUUGCAAUUCUUUCGCACACGGCGGUGUUCAAGCAGAAUUGUCAUGCCCGAUACACCUUGGGCCCGGUGGCGCUAAAGGUGACGACAGCACCCUCGUUGUUGCCAGCGAGUCACAAGGGAGAUACAGCACGUGUUGGCCAUGAGGAUCAUGGGGAUCGCGCCUCCGUCUCGUGCCACGAUGGAGUAGCGCACCCAACGCUGCACGAAGCGAUGAUUUACGCCCUUGUGUGUCCGCAUCCAUCCAUUCCCGUCUUUGUGGAGUGUGUUGAGGAUUUAUUUGACACCUCGUGUUUCCUUGCGAAGGAGAAGCGCUGCGCCCCGCAGCGCUUGCCUGUCCUCGUUACACAAUUUGUCAAGGCCGCCUCCAUUGACCGCUUCUUUCAUACAUUUCGGGUCCUUCGUUGGUCCGUGGCCGUGCAGGUUGCACACCAGGUUGCCAGUGUGUUGCAGCAUGUUCACAGCAAGGGCGUGGUGUACGGCGAUCUCAAACUGCCGAAUGUCCUCCUCGGGGAUGGGGGUCAUGUAUGGCUUGUGGACUUCGCCAGUGCCGUAGUUGUACGAAGCGGUGUAGAUGACUCUGAAAUGAGAGGCGUGGUUGGCAGGGAGGAGCUGGCGCGGGGUAUUACGUGUCAUCUGCAAGCACCAGAGCUCCUUCCCACCGCACGGGCAGCGGAGACGGAAGCGUUGCUGGCGCAUCCCUUCAUGGUGGACUUUUGGGCCUUUGGUACCUUCCUUUUCGAACUUUUAACGGGGCAACCUUUUAUGGGAUCCUUCGUGGAGCGCAGUGGAAACUAUACACAGGAUGAACUACAGAUAAAAGUGUUAGAGGGAUGUUCACUUGCGGAGCAGCGCUACAGAACUGCCUGCGGUCCACGCUACUCUCCUGGCGUUUGGAAUGCUCUUAGGGACCUCCUUACGGGACUGAUGCAGCGCAGCCCAGAACGGCGACUCGGCUUUGGUGGUGGUUGGGGUGAGGUUCUGCGACAUCGCUUCUUCAGGGUUGUUGAAGUGGAUCUGCAUGAGCCUUUCCCUGCAGAGUACGCAGAGGAAAACAACGAGCUCACGCUGGGGCUGUGA
Molecule: messenger RNA, 1113 nt
Organism: Trypanosoma rangeli
Lineage: Eukaryota; Euglenozoa; Kinetoplastea; Trypanosomatida; Trypanosomatidae
Product: protein kinase
Exons: 1
Coding region: 1-1113 (370 amino acids)
Biological process (GO): protein phosphorylation
Molecular function (GO): protein kinase activity; ATP binding
Source: RefSeq, a predicted model, not a curated record